CAGUUGGACAGCAUCAUGUGCAAAAGCCUCGAUUUGGUCGAGCAGAAGGUGCCGUCGAUGUAUCUUCCGCCAGAAAUGAUGUUUUGGAACACCAAGGAGUACAUGUCCGAUCAUCUGAUGAAACCAGUCCUGUCGCGUGCAAACUCGAUGAAGAACCUAGGACACGCCGUGCUGGAAUCACGCGUGUCUAAUUAUGCCGCCGGUCGGAUCGAUGGUGCGCUGGUUGUUUGCGACAAAUACGUCGAGCGAUACCUGCCCACGGAGCCGCAGGAUCAAGUUGACUCAGGGAACGCCUUUGCAGGCACGUCCAGACCAGCAUGCCUAUCAUCAGAUUUUGGUGACCCUUACGACCCCAAAAUAGAUGAUAGCACUGCACGCCAUCAAUCAUUGCAUGUUGAUUGUGCGGCCAAACAUAAUGCUGCAGCCGACUUCGUUAGGCCUUCCGGAGCCACCUGUCCAGCGAAUAACACAAAUGAAAUGCACGUGGUGCAAACAUUUCACCGAGGUCAACAGUUCUCUCGUAAGCUCAAGCGACGGUUGACAUUCCGCACGCGCCAGGAAUUAAGUGCACUCAAGAAGCAGAGCACGGAGGCUGUCCACGUAGUCGCGUAUGCGGCCGAACUGAUCGCAACCAACCCCCGGCUGGCGAUGCAAAAAGCCGUCGAACUAUGGCACUACCUGAGCAAGGACGAACCGGAAAACCAGGCCCGCCCCCAGACCCUCGAACAGCUUGCUGUACUGUUGACUCGUGAAUCCGCUCGUAAGAUGGUACAUCUGAUCAAUUUUGUCACCGGUGCCGUAACACGCGUUCCGAAGCUGGUUCGAGCACAGACUCGCGAAAUCGUGCACCACUUCCUGUUUGCAACCGACCAGCUAAUGAAGACGGUGCAUCUCGAGAAGGCCAAGGCAGCGACCCUUUCGGAGGCGAGCGGAUUGAUGCACAAAAUACAGCACACCUACGAUGAUCUGCAGAACCAAACAAACCUUGCGCUGCAUGGUCAGCUAUCGCUGGCGAACAUAGAUCGGCACGAUUUUAUCCAUUGGCUUUUGUUGAAAUUGGAACGCUUGGCAGUUUUUCUCUCCGGAAGCCUGGAAGCAGAGAAGAUCACCACCAGCGGAAAUCCACGUCGGCGUAUCCAAACCCGGCCAAACAACAAUCCGAUGAAUUCGAAUAUUAACGGCGUGUACUAG
Messenger RNA from Anopheles nili, 1191 nucleotides. RefSeq names its product lipid storage droplets surface-binding protein 1 (gene Lsd-1). The record is from RefSeq and is a predicted model, not a curated record. Gene Ontology annotation, biological process: lipid storage; positive regulation of triglyceride storage. Gene Ontology annotation, cellular component: cytosol; lipid droplet. Lineage: Eukaryota; Metazoa; Arthropoda; Insecta; Diptera; Culicidae.